Necator americanus (New World hookworm) is the source of this 294-nucleotide messenger RNA. RefSeq lists its product as uncharacterized. Bases 1 to 294 code for a protein of 97 amino acids. Lineage: Eukaryota; Metazoa; Nematoda; Chromadorea; Rhabditida; Ancylostomatidae. The transcript has a single exon. The record is from RefSeq and is a predicted model, not a curated record.
AUGGAAAUGCUUGACUGCAUGGAGAGAAAGCUGUUUAAACGACUGUUAGGCUACUUUUGGGCGUUGGUAUGCUAUAACGAAGAACUUUGCUCGGAAGUGGACAUGGUGUACCGGCGGAUGGCAUAUGGAAAACGUCAGCUUGUCCGGCCUUCUGAAGUAGUCAUGGAAAACCGUCUUCGCUUCUUUGGUCACGUUAUGAGGAGACCUUCUGAUCGUCUCGCCCGUGUUGUCCUGAGGAUCCUAAUUGGAAGACGCCUACUGGUCGUAAAAGAAAGUUCUGGACGGAGUUUGUGA